AUGGCGCAAGCGAGUCCUAUCAGCGACGUGACCCAGCGUCUUUUCAAUGAUCUCAAGUCGAAGAAUGACGACGCUAAGGCCCGAGCUGCUUUUGAGCUUCACGACUACGUUGUGGCGGUCUCUCGAGAUUGGCCUUCCGAGAAGUUCAACGAGUUCUACAAUGCCGUCAGCCAGAGGAUUGCGCAGCUCGUGGUAACCGGCAACGACGCCAGCGAGCGAGUUGGUGGUCUUCUCGCCCUUGACCGACUGAUCGACUUCGACGGGGUAGAUGCCGCCCAAAAAACCACCCGUUUUGCGAGCUACCUUCGUAGUGCUCUCCGAAGCAACGAUAAUGCAGUCUUGGUAUGCGCGGCCCGAUCGCUGGGGCGCUUGGCCAAACCGGGUGGUGCUCUCACGGCUGAGCUGGUAGAGAGUGAAAUUCAGUCGGCUCUAGAGUGGCUUCAAUCUGAGCGACAGGAGAGCCGACGGUUCGCAGCGGUUUUGGUGAUUCGGGAACUAGCCAAAGGCUCCCCCACCUUGCUGUAUGGGUUCGUGCCGCAGAUAUUCGAGCUUGUAUGGGUUGCGCUUCGAGACCAAAAGGUUCUCAUCCGAGAGACUGCUGCGCAAGCCGUUGGGGAAUGCUUCGAAAUCAUUGUCGCGCGAGAUUCGUCCGUCCGACAGUCCUGGUUCGCCAGAAUCUAUGAAGAAGCUCUGCUCGGCCUCAAGUCUCACAAUGUGGAUUGGAUUCACGGAUCUCUGUUGAUUCUCAAGGAACUUUUUUUGAAGGGUACCAUGUUCAUGAAAGAGCACUACCGAAACGCUUGUGAAAUAGUGCUUCGACUGAAGGAUCAUCGAGACGGCAAGAUUCGUACUCAGGUCGUCGUCACGAUUCCGAUCCUCGCAUCCUACGCACCCGCCGACUUUAUCGAGUCGUAUCUUCACAAAUCUAUGGUCUAUCUCCAAGCUCAGCUCAAGAAAGAGAAGGAAAGGAAUGCGGCUUUUGUCGCCAUUGGCAAAAUCGCCAAUGCAGUUGGACCAGCGAUCAGUGGUUAUCUUGACGGAAUCAUCAUUCACAUCCGCGAGGGAUUGGCGAUGAAGGCGAGAAACCGAGCCGGAGUUGAUGAGGCGCCCAUGUUUGAAUGUAUUAGCAUGCUCUCCCUGGCAGUCGGACAGACACUGAACAGCCACAUGGAGCAGCUUCUCGAUGCGAUUUUCGCGUGUGGCCUCAGCAAAUCACUCACUCAGGCCUUGGUCGACAUGGCCCAUUACAUUCCUCCAAUCAAGCCAACAAUUCAGGACAAACUUCUCGAUAUGCUGAGCAUUAUUCUGUGUGGUACACCGUUCCGCCCGCUUGGAUGCCCUGAAAACCGGCUACCCCCGAUACCAGCUUUCGCGAGAGAUUUCGGCCCUCGGGAUAGCUAUAACGAUACAGAGAUCGCGCUUGCUUUGCAUACACUUGGCAGCUUCGACUUCUCUGGUCACAUAUUGAAUGAGUUUGUCCGCGAUGUUGCGAUCAAUUUCGUGGACAACGAGAACCCAGAGAUUCGGAAAGCUUCGGCUCUGACAUGUUGUCAGCUCUUCGUGCAUGAUCCAAUUAUCAACCAAACCAGCGGUCACUCAAUACAGGUCGUAAGCGAGGUCAUUGAUAAAUUGCUGACUGUUGGCAUUGGUGACCCUGAUUCUGAAAUUCGUCGCACUGUGCUAUGGUCCCUGGACCGCAAGUUCGAUCGCCACCUGGCUCGCCCAGAAAACAUUCGCUGCUUAUUCUUGGCCGUGAAUGAUGAGGUCUUUGAGGUCAAGGAAGCUGCAAUCUGCAUCAUAGGCCGCCUGUCUAGCGUCAAUCCAGCUUAUGUUUUCCCACCACUACGAAAGCUGCUGGUCAACUUACUCACUGGACUCGGAUUCGCCAACACUGCUCGUCAAAAGGAAGAGACCGCCCAACUCAUCAGUUUGUUUGUCUCGAAUGCGACAAAGCUGAUCAGGUCCUAUGUGGAUCCCAUGGUCUCAGCCUUGCUCCCUAAGACUACCGACAACAAUGCUGGUGUCGCCGCGACUACUCUCAAGGCAGUAGGAGAGCUUGCCAAUGUGGGUGGCAAUGAAAUGCGAACCUAUCUGCCGCAAAUCAUGCCAAUCAUUCUGGAGUCCCUCCAGGAUCUGUCCUCUCACACUAAGCGUGAGGCUGCACUGCGAACCCUCGGUCAAUUGGCUGGUAAUGCUGGAUACGUCAUUGAUCCAUAUCUUGAGUAUCCGAAUCUGCUUGACGUCCUGAUCAACAUCAUCAAAACCGAGCAAACGGGAUCUCUCCGCAAAGAGACGAUCAAGCUUGUGGGUGUUCUUGGUGCUCUUGAUCCCUACAAGUACCAACAAAUCAGCGAUGUUGAACCAGAUGUCCACCAUAUUAACGAGGUGAAAAACCCGACAGAUGUCGCGUUCAUCAUGCAGAGCAUCACCCCGUCAAAUGAGGAGUAUUACCCUACAGUCGUGAUACACACACUGUUGCACAACAUCCUGAAGGAGAACUCUUUGGUGCAAUACCACUCUGCCGUGAUCGAUGCCAUUGUCACUAUCUUCAAGACGCUGGGACUGAAGUGCGUUCCGUUCCUUGGACAAAUCGUCCCUGCAUUUAUCGCGGUGAUCAGGAGCUCUCCCGCCAGUCGCCUCGAAUCAUACUUCAACCAAAUGGCGAUCUUAGUCAACAUCGUGCGCCAACACAUUCGUGCCUUUUUGCCAGAAAUCAUUGAUGUCAUCCGAGAAUUCUGGGAUGCUUCGUAUCAGGUCCAAGGCACGAUUCUCUCUCUUGUGGAGGCCAUCUCUAGAUCUUUGGAGGGCGAAUUCCGAAAGUAUCUUGCAAAGCUAAUUCCGCUCAUGCUGGACACUCUCGAGAAGGAUAACACACCUCGGCGCCAGCCGUCGGAAAAAAUCCUUCACGCCUUUCUCAUCUUUGGGUCUAGUGGUGAAGAGUACAUGCACUUGAUUAUUCCUGCUAUCGUGCGACUAUAUGAGCGACAACAGAACCCUCAAAGCAUUCGCAAAUCGGCCAUUGACAGCUUGACAAAGCUUUCACGGCAGGUCAAUGUCUCUGACUUUGCGUCUCUAAUGGUCCAUUCUCUUUCCCGAGUCGUUGCUAGUACUGACCGUAUCCUACGCCAAGCCGCCAUGGACUGCAUCUGCGCACUGAUCUUCCAGCUUGGCCAGGACUACACCCACUUCAUCAACCUGCUGAGUAAGGUCUUGAAAACGCACAAUAUUGUUCAUGUCAACUAUCAGAUCCUAGUGGCGAAGCUAGAGAAAGGUGAUCCGCUGCCCCAGGAUCUCAAUCCCGAGGAAAGCUACUCCUUCCCUUCAGAUGACACGAAUUUCGCAGAGAUUGGACAGAAGAAAAUUGUUGUCAAUCAACAGCAUUUGAAGAACGCUUGGGACUCGUCGCAAAAGUCCACCCGCGAAGACUGGCAAGAAUGGAUUCGCCGAUUCAGUGUCGAACUCCUGAAGGAAUCACCCUCUCCCGCGCUGCGAGCUUGCGCGAGCUUGGCAGGUAUCUACCAGCCUUUAGCGAGAGAUCUGUUCAAUGCUGCGUUCGUGUCAUGCUGGACCGAGCUCUUCGAUCAAUACCAGGAAGAGUUGGUUCGGUCCAUUGAGCGGGCUCUAAUAUCGCCAAACAUUUCACCAGAAAUCCUGCAAAUACUCCUCAACUUAGCAGAGUUCAUGGAGCACGACGAUAAAGCUCUACCUAUUGACAUCCGCACCCUUGGGAAAUACGCUGCCAAGUGUCAUGCCUUUGCCAAGGCUCUCCAUUACAAGGAACUUGAAUUCGAACAAGACCAAAAUUCUGGAGCCGUGGAAGCUUUGAUCACGAUCAACAAUCAAUUGCAGCAGUCUGACGCUGCUAUCGGUAUUCUUCGAAAAGCACAAGCAUACCGUGACGUGGAGUUGAAGGAGACAUGGUUUGAGAAGCUGCAGCGCUGGGACGAAGCCUUGGCUGCGUACAAACGGCGCGAAAAGACAGACCCUGACUCGUUUGGUAUCACGAUGGGUAAAAUGCGCUGCUUGCAUGCUUUGGGUGAGUGGAAGGUUCUCUCAGAUCUCGCCCAAGAGAAGUGGAAUCAGGCAUCGUUGGAGCAUCGCAGAGCUAUUGCUCCUUUGGCUGCAGCUGCAGCAUGGGGCCGUGGACAAUGGGAACUGAUGGACUCUUACUUGGGUGUCAUGAAGGAACAGUCCCCUGAUCGCUCAUUCUUCGGUGCGAUUUUGGCCAUCCAUCGCAACCAGUUUGAGGAAGCCAACAUGUACAUUGAGAAGGCACGUAACGGGCUCGAUACGGAGCUUUCAGCAUUGUUGGGAGAGUCAUACAACCGCGCGUACAACGUGGUCGUGCGUGUUCAGAUGCUCGCUGAGCUGGAAGAAAUCAUCACCUACAAGCAGCAUGUGGGUGACCCUGAAAAGCAAGAGGCCAUGCGACAGACUUGGAACAAGCGUCUACGUGGUUGUCAGCAGAACGUUGAAGUCUGGCAGCGUAUGCUGAAGGUCAGGGCUUUGGUGACCGCGCCCCGAGAAAACCUUGAUAUGUCAAUCAAGUUCGCAAACCUUUGCCGCAAGUCCAAUCGGAUGGGUCUGGCAGAGAGAUCGCUCGCAUCGUUGGAGAUGGUUAUCAGGGAUGUCAAUGGCACACGUGUCAUUGUACACCCUGAGGUGACUUACGCCCGACUGAAAUUCGGCUGGGCCAACGGCAGCCAGCCCGAAGCAUUGGAUGAGCUUAAGAGAUUCAAUAUGGAGCUUAGCGAGGAUCUUUCAAAGUUCAAUAGCAUUCUCGCCAUUCAAAACGAUAGCCACGCCAUGAACGGUGUCAACGGGCUCGCGGACCCUAACCACCCGGACGCUGUAAGCCUCCGAGAACGCAUUGGGGACAUCGGCAAGGUCAAGAAGCUUCUCUCCAAGAGCUACUUGCGCCAGGGAGAAUGGCAAAGGGCACUCCAAAGGGGCGAAUGGAACGCAGAUAACGGCCGCGAGGUUCUCGAUGCCUACUUGGCUGCCACACAAUACAAUCGUGACUCUUACAAGGCCUGGCACGCCUGGGCCCUUGCGAACUUCGAGGCUGUUCAGACUAUGGAAAGUGAAGCCAAGAAGGCCAACAAGGACAAGAAGAAUCUGGCCUUGCCUCCCUCUCAGGGACUUAUUGACCAUGUCAUACCUGCCAUCCGCGGCUUCCUUAGGUCAAUCGCGUUGUCGUCGGCUUCUUCACUUCAAGACACACUUCGAUUGCUCACCCUGUGGUUCGCUCACGGCGGUGACCACGAGGUCAACACGGUUGUGACGGAGGGCUUCUCCACCAUCAACAUUGACACUUGGCUUUCUGUCACUCCUCAACUAAUCGCCCGAAUCAACCAACCAAACAUUCGAGUUCGUGGUGCGGUUCACAGGCUACUUGCGGAAGUCGGCAAGGCCCACCCACAGGCACUUGUCUAUCCUCUGACCGUAGCCAUGAAAUCCAACGUCGCUCGACGCUCUCAGUCGGCAAGCAACAUCAUGGAAAGCAUGCGUCAACACAGCGCUAAACUCGUUGAACAGGCCGAUGUCGUCAGUCACGAAUUGAUCAGAGUCGCGGUACUUUGGCAUGAACUGUGGCAUGAAGCUUUAGAGGAGGCUUCGCGUCUGUACUUCGGCGACCACAAUGUCGAGGGCAUGUUUGCGACACUAGCGCCACUUCACGACAUGCUCGACAAGGGUGCAGAGACGCUAAGGGAGGUCUCCUUUGCCCAGGCCUUUGGACGUGACCUUGCCGAGGCCAAACACUACUGCAUGCUCUACCGGCAGACUGAGGAGAUUGGGGAUCUGAACCAGGCCUGGGACCUCUACUACACCGUGUUCCGCAAGAUCAGUCGCCAACUCCCGCAGUUGUCCGUUUUGGAUCUUAAAUAUGUCUCUCCUCGCCUCAAGGAUUGCUCCGCCCUGGACUUGGCAGUGCCUGGUACUUACCAAAGUGGUCGCCCCGUCAUCUGUAUUGUCGGCUUCGAUCCAGUGCUUCACGUCCUUCAGACCAAGAAGCGUCCCCGACGCAUGACCCUGACUGGAAGCAAUGGGCUGUCCUACAUGUACUGUGUAAAGGGCCACGAAGAUAUCCGACAAGACGAGCGAGUCAUGCAGCUCUUCGGCCUGGUCAAUACUCUUCUGGAUAACGACAGUGAAAGCUUCAAGCGCCAUCUCUCUGUGCAGCGCUUCCCCGCUAUUCCGCUGUCUCAGAGUUCUGGUCUGCUUGGAUGGGUGUGUAAUAGUGACACAUUACAUGCCUUGAUCAAGGAGUACCGUGAGAGCAGGCGGAUCCUUCUAAAUAUUGAGCACCGUAUUAUGCUCCAGAUGGCACCAGAUUAUGACAGUCUGACGCUGAUGCAAAAGGUCGAGGUCUUUGGGUACGCUAUGGACAACACUACGGGCAAAGAUCUUUAUCGGGUACUUUGGCUCAAGAGCAAGAGUUCCGAAGCUUGGCUCGAGCGACGAACCAACUACACUCGUUCCCUUGGAGUCAUGUCCAUGGUCGGAUACAUCCUUGGUCUUGGUGAUCGUCAUCCAUCAAACUUAUUGCUUGAUCGCACGACUGGCCAUGUUGUGCACAUUGACUUUGGCGACUGCUUCGAAGUGGCCAUGCAUCGCGAGAAAUACCCGGAGCGAGUUCCCUUCCGUUUGACGCGUAUGUUGACAUUCGCCAUGGAAGUUAGCAAUAUCGAAGGAAGCUACCGUAUCACAUGCGAGGCUGUGAUGCGGGUCCUGAGAGAGAACAAAGAUUCUCUCAUGGCUGUCCUUGAAGCUUUCAUCCACGAUCCUUUGAUCAAUUGGCGUUUGGGUGCGCAAGAGUCUCCCGACCGCACAACCCUAACUGCUGAACGUCGCCAGUCGCUGAUUGAAGGGUUGAACUUCGAGCACGGUCUACAAUCCAACAGUGUCGCUCGCCCGCGACGACCCUCUAUUCUAGAGGGCGGCAUCCUGGAUGUCCAAGAGGGCGGCACUGAAGCUCGCGAAGCCCAAAAUGCCCGCGCCCUCCAAGUUCUUGCUCGAGUCCGGGAGAAGUUGACGGGUACUGAUUUCCGGCACAAUGGCGAGCUAAACAUCAGCGACCAGGUAGACAAACUUCUUGCACAGGCUACCAGUGUCGAGAACAUCUGCCAACACUGGAUCGGUUGGUGUAGUUUCUGGUAG
Penicillium diatomitis is the source of this 7161-nucleotide messenger RNA. It is a transcript of the gene tor, whose product is annotated as putative TOR pathway phosphatidylinositol 3-kinase TorA. Gene Ontology annotation, cellular component: TORC2 complex; TORC1 complex; nucleus. The coding region runs from base 1 to 7161 and encodes 2386 amino acids. The transcript has 4 exons. NCBI's taxonomy places the organism in Eukaryota, Fungi, Ascomycota, Eurotiomycetes, Eurotiales, Aspergillaceae. Gene Ontology annotation, biological process: negative regulation of macroautophagy; TOR signaling; protein phosphorylation. The record is from RefSeq and is a predicted model, not a curated record. Gene Ontology annotation, molecular function: protein binding; protein serine/threonine kinase activity; protein-containing complex binding.